Molecule: messenger RNA, 2335 nt
Organism: Carassius gibelio (silver crucian carp)
Lineage: Eukaryota; Metazoa; Chordata; Actinopteri; Cypriniformes; Cyprinidae
Product: zinc finger BED domain-containing protein 4-like
Exons: 2
Coding region: 353-2257 (634 amino acids)
Molecular function (GO): protein dimerization activity; DNA binding
Source: RefSeq, a predicted model, not a curated record
GUAAUAUAUGUAUAAGAAGAUUGCUCAAAAAAGGACAUAAUGACAUAAAUUAAAAGCAAAUAACAUUUUGAAAUUGAAUUAUUAAUGUUAGUUUAAAACAUUAAGGUUAUGAUAACUUCAGGUUUAACCGUUAUAACCCAAACUGAAAUAAAACUGGAGAGUUAAAGUGAUUUACUUAGAAAUAUAGUGUGCUUGGGUCACACAAAGGUUUAACCAAUGGUUCAACUGAAGAACAACUGUCACUCAAGACUGUCACUAAGGGAACGGUGACCAUUCCACACCCAUCCCCCUUUGUUUUGCACUAGGUGAGGGGCAGAGAAGAGCCUCAGACAGAUUUUAACACCUCAGGACAAUGAGCACUAGAAAAAGGAGUGAUGUUUGGUCUCAUUUUGUGGCAACUACAGCCACUGAAGCAAAAUGCAACAUAUGCAAAAAAGGUUUUUCAAUUAAAGGAGGAAGCACUUCUAAUUUGAGAAGGCACCUUAAAUCUGCACAUCCUACGGUGCUGUUAUCACAAGUUAGAACAGAGACUGAAGAUGAUAGCCCUGCUGCAGCUGGAGCGGUUUCUACCACCAGCACUUUUUCUGCUGGACCUUUGACUGCUUUAGCUGGCACGCUGACCACAUCUACAGCAUCCAGUACACCAGCAGCAGCCACCAUCAUCCAAGGAGCAGUUAGGCCAAGGAGGCCACAACAACAAACUUCAAUGAGCAGUUUUGUAACAAGACCAAUGGAUCCAUUAAGACAAAGCAAACUUGAUGAGGCUCUGGUGAGAAUGAUUGCUUGUGACUUUCAGCCAUUUUCUAUAGUGGAGGACAAGGGCUUUAAGGAGUAUUCACAUCUUCUGGACCCGUCAUACAGUCUACCUAGCAGAAAAACAUUAUCAAAAACUGUAAUGCCUAGGCUGUAUGACAAAUUAAGAAGUGAUAUAAUGGACAAAAUCAAGACUGCCUCUGCUGUUUGUCUCACAACAGACUGCUGGACCUCUUUGACUACAACAAGUUAUAUGACUGUGACAUGUCAUUUCAUAGAGGACUUUCAGAUGACCUCCUAUCUCCUGGACUGCUUUGUUUUGACAGACAGACACACUGCUGCUUACCUGGCAAGUGAGCUGACAAGGGUUACAAAUGAAUGGGGUGUGGGUGACAAAAUUGUAGCUUGUGUCACAGACAACGCCAGCAACAUAGUUUCAGCCCUGAAAGACCAUCUCCACUGGGACCACAUACCUUGUUUUGCCCAUAUGCUGAACCUCAUUGUCAGAGCUGCAUUGAAGGAGGUCCAAACUAUAUUGCAAAAGGUCAAAACAAUAGUUGAAUACUUCCACAGAAGUACAGUUGCUUCAGACAAGCUCAAGGCCACACAAAAACAGAUGGGUCAAGAGCCGUUGAGGUUAAAACAGGAUGUGGCCACAAGGUGGAAUUCAACAUAUUACAUGUUGAAAAGAUUUACAGAAAUCAAAGAUCCGAUCAUCUCCACCCUGGCACUAACUAAUGCAUCUCUGCCAAGCUUGUCACCAGAGGAAUGGAACAUUUCCAGAGAAAUAUUGGACAUCAUUAAGCCAUUUGAAGAGGUCACCACAGAAGUGAGUGCAGAAAAGUUUGUGACUGCAUCCAAAGUCAUUUUGAUGACAAGAGGUCUUCAGAGGAUUGUUGCCCGAUAUCAAAGAAAUCCCUCCAGCUUUGACCCUGUUAAAAAACUAGUGGAUGCCCUGAUGUCAGAAAUGACUAAGAGGUUUGGCAGAGUGGAACACAUUGAAAAGCUUGCUGAUGCUACUUGCCUGGACCCAAGGUUCAAAAAGCAAGCUUUUGUCAAUCACCAGGCAGCAGAAGAGACAGUAAAGAGGAUUAUUGCAGCUGCAGCAGCUAUUAACCCAGCUCAGAGUGAGGAGGAUACUUCAGAUCCUGGUGCGACUGCCAGUGCAGGGGCCAUGUUUUGGGAAGAUUUUGAUGAGAGGGUAGCAAGCUUGAGGCCUUCUGCUACCUCUUCUAAGACCUCAGAUGCGAUGAUGGAGAUGCGGGCCUACCUUGCAGAGCCACUCUUACCCCGCACAUCAGACCCUCUGUCCUGGUGGAGGAGAUGUUCACCCGUUUACAAAAGCCUUUCUGAAGUCACGAAGAAAAGACUUUGUAUUGUGGCCACAUCCGUGCCAUCUGAAAGAAUUUUUUCUAAAACUGGGCAGAUUAUAUCUGAUAGAAGAAACAGACUCAGCCCAUCCAAGGUCCGGGAGCUUGUUUUUUUGAAUGCAAACAUGCCUUAAAGUCAUGUUUGCAAAAAUAUAGCCACAUUGUAUUAUUUAUUUUAAAGCUUAUUUAUUUUUAUUUAUUUUAAAAAAGAC